This is a messenger RNA of Suncus etruscus (white-toothed pygmy shrew), 2672 nucleotides long. It is a transcript of the gene ACO2, whose product is annotated as aconitase 2. Gene Ontology annotation, molecular function: 4 iron, 4 sulfur cluster binding; aconitate hydratase activity. The transcript has 18 exons. Lineage: Eukaryota; Metazoa; Chordata; Mammalia; Eulipotyphla; Soricidae. Gene Ontology annotation, biological process: tricarboxylic acid cycle. Gene Ontology annotation, cellular component: cytosol; mitochondrion. The record is from RefSeq and is a predicted model, not a curated record. The coding region runs from base 33 to 2375 and encodes 780 amino acids.
UUCACGCGACCCAAUCUUUGUCAGUGCACAAAAUGGCGCCUUACAGCCUGCUGGUGACCCGGUUGCAGAAAGCCCUCGGGGUGCGACAGUACCAUGUGGCCUCUGUCCUGUGUCAGCGGGCCAAGGUGGCCAUGAGCCACUUUGAACCCAAUGAGUACAUUCGCUAUGACCUGCUGGAGAAGAACAUCAACAUCGUCCGCAAACGGUUGAACCGGCCCCUGACGCUCUCAGAGAAAAUCGUGUACGGGCACCUGGAUGACCCAGCCAACCAGGAGAUCGAGCGAGGCAAGACCUACCUGCGGCUUCGGCCCGACCGCGUGGCCAUGCAGGACGCCACGGCGCAGAUGGCCAUGCUGCAGUUCAUCAGCAGCGGGCUGCCCAAGGUGGCCGUGCCCUCCACCAUCCACUGUGACCACCUGAUUGAGGCCCAGGUGGGCGGCGAGAAGGACCUGCGCCGAGCCAAGGACAUAAACCAGGAAGUGUAUAAUUUCCUGGCAACUGCUGGUGCCAAGUACGGCGUGGGCUUCUGGAAGCCAGGCUCUGGAAUCAUCCACCAGAUCAUUCUGGAAAACUAUGCCUACCCUGGGGUUCUGCUUAUCGGCACUGACUCCCACACGCCCAAUGGUGGGGGCCUGGGAGCCAUCUGCAUUGGUGUCGGGGGUGCUGACGCCGUGGAUGUGAUGGCGGGGAUCCCCUGGGAACUGAAGUGCCCCAAGGUGAUUGGUGUGAAGCUGACAGGGUCACUCUCAGGCUGGACCUCGCCCAAGGACGUCAUCCUGAAGGUGGCAGGCAUCCUCACGGUGAAGGGUGGCACAGGCGCCAUCGUGGAGUAUCAUGGGCCUGGUGUCGACUCCAUCUCCUGCACUGGGAUGGCCACCAUUUGCAACAUGGGUGCUGAGAUCGGGGCCACCACGUCCGUGUUCCCCUACAACCACCGGAUGAAGAAGUACCUGAGCAAGACGGGCCGUGCUGACAUCGCCAAUCUCGCUGAUGAAUACCGGGACCACCUGGUGCCUGACCCUGGCUGCCAGUACGACCAGCUGAUCGAGAUCAACCUCAAUGACCUGAAGCCCCACAUCAAUGGGCCCUUCACCCCCGACCUGGCGCACCCCGUGGCAGAUGUGGGCAAGGUGGCAGAAAAGGAAGGCUGGCCGCUGGACAUCCGAGUGGGUCUUAUUGGCAGCUGCACAAACUCCAGCUAUGAGGACAUGGGCCGCUCAGCAGCAGUGGCUAAGCAGGCCCUGGCCCACGGACUCAAGUGCAAGUCCCAGUUCACCAUCACGCCAGGCUCUGAGCAGAUCCGGGCUACCAUCGAGCGCGACGGCUAUGCGCAGAUCCUGCGGGAUGUGGGGGGCAUCGUCUUGGCCAAUGCCUGUGGCCCCUGCAUCGGCCAAUGGGACAGGAAGGACAUCAAGAAGGGGGAGAAGAACACCAUCGUCACCUCCUACAACCGAAACUUCACAGGCCGCAACGACGCCAACCCCGAGACCCAUGCCUUCGUCACUUCCCCAGAGAUUGUCACAGCUUUGGCCAUCGCCGGCACCCUCAAAUUCAACCCAGAGACCGAUUUCCUGACGGGCAAGGAUGGCAAGAAGUUCAAGCUGGAGGCCCCAGAUGCCGACGAGCUGCCCCGAGCGGACUUCGACCCUGGCCAGGACACCUACCAGCACCCGCCCAAGGACAGCAGCGGGCAACGGGUGGACGUGAGCCCCACCAGCCAGCGCCUGCAGCUCCUGGAGCCCUUUGACAAGUGGGACGGCAAAGACCUGGAGGACCUGCAGAUCCUCAUCAAGGUCAAGGGGAAGUGCACAACUGACCACAUCUCAGCCGCCGGGCCCUGGCUCAAGUUCCGUGGCCACCUGGACAACAUCUCCAACAACCUGCUCAUCGGCGCCAUCAACAUCGAGAACGGCAAAGCCAACUCGGUGCGCAAUGCUGUGACGCAGGAGUUUGGACCCGUUCCUGACACUGCCCGCUACUACAAGAAACAAGGCAUCCGGUGGGUGGUGGUCGGAGACGAGAACUAUGGUGAGGGCUCCAGCCGGGAGCACGCGGCGCUGGAGCCACGCCACUUGGGCGGCCGGGCCAUCAUCACCAAGAGCUUCGCCCGGAUCCACGAAACGAACCUGAAGAAGCAGGGCCUACUGCCCCUCACCUUUGCUGACCCAGCUGACUACAACAAGAUCCAUCCCGUGGAUAAGCUGACCAUCCAGGGCCUGAAGGACUUCGCACCUGGCAAGCCCCUGCAGUGCAUCAUCAAACACCCCAAUGGAACCCAGGAGACCAUCAUGCUGAACCACACCUUCAACGAGACCCAGAUUGAGUGGUUCCGCGCGGGGAGCGCGCUCAACCGGAUGAAGGAGCUGCAGCAGUAGGGCAGCUACCUUCCGUCCUGCCAUCAGUGGCCCCGAUGGGAGACAGCGCGGCGCCCACACCCCCUUCCUCAGCCACGGGACAGCCCGUGGCCAGGGGGUCCUCGGAAAAAAUGGUCCGACCUGCCUGAUGCCUGGUUUGAGUUGGUUCCAGUCUAGAGCAGCUCCACGCAACUAUUUAUUUUUGAUGAUAAGACUCCGUCUCAAACUCUCCCGCCUGAUCAUUUCACUCGUGGCGAAGGAUUUUAGAGAAAAACCUUUUGCCCCUUGCAAGGAAAAUAAGAAUCAAACACCCAUUGA